Messenger RNA from Thermothelomyces thermophilus ATCC 42464, 2907 nucleotides. Its product is annotated as glycoside hydrolase family 3 protein. The transcript is spliced from 2 exons. NCBI's taxonomy places the organism in Eukaryota, Fungi, Ascomycota, Sordariomycetes, Sordariales, Chaetomiaceae. Gene Ontology annotation, molecular function: beta-glucosidase activity. The record is from RefSeq and is a predicted model, not a curated record. Gene Ontology annotation, biological process: glucan catabolic process. Bases 1 to 2907 code for a protein of 968 amino acids.
AUGGCUCGCGACGGGAGCCAUCAAGGGCUCCUCCGCGAUUCUAAGCGGUCGCCCCAACGCCCCAAGGACGACGCCGGCCAUGAUUCCGACUCCGACAUUGAAGCGAUCGAGUAUCUUGACCGCAACGCACCUCGAUCACCCAAGUCCGACUACGGCCCGUCGUUUCCCGCGGCAAACAAAGCACGUCAAUCGUGGAUCCUCCGUUGCCUGGGGCGGCGGAGCCGGUGUUGCAUCGGUUUUUUGGCUGGCUUCAUCGGGCUGUGGAUCUUGCUAAGCGCGGGAGGUGCCUUCGUCUACAAGAAAUAUCAGGAAGAGCCUCCCUAUGGCCAGUCGCCCCCGUGGUACCCGGCCCCUAAGGGCGGCAUUGCCAAGACGUGGGCCGAGAGUUAUGAGAAGGCGGCCAAGAUGGUGAGCAAGAUGACGCUGGCGGAAAAGGUCAAUGUCACGACCGGGACAGGGUGGCAGAUGGGCCUUGCGGUUGGCACCAACGGUCCGGCCGUCCACGUGGGCUUCCCGCAACUGCAGUUGCAGGACGGGCCGUUGGGCAUCAGGUUCGCCGAUAACAUCACCGCCUUUCCCGCAAGCAUCACGGUAGGCGCAACCUGGAAUCGCCAGUUGAUGUACGCGCGUGGCCGUGCUCACGGCAUCGAAGCGCGCCAAAAGGGCAUUAACGUCCUUCUGGGCCCCUGCGUGGGCCCCCUCGGCCGUAUGCCCGCCGGCGGGCGCAACUGGGAAGGAUUCGGGGCCGAUCCGUACCUGCAGGGCGUGGCGGGUGCCGAGACGGUCAAGGGCAUCCAGAGCGAGGGCGUCAUGGCCACAAUUAAGCACUUCGUCGGAAACGAGCAGGAGCACUUCCGCCAGCCGUGGGAGUGGGGCCUGCCCCAUGCCCUCAGUGCCAACAUCGACGACCGUACCCUGCACGAGCUGUAUGUUUGGCCCUUCGCCGACGCAGUCAAAGCCGGCGUCGCCUCCGUCAUGUGCUCCUACAACAUGGUCAACAACUCGUACGCCUGCGGCAACAGCAAGUUGCUCAAUGGCAUCCUCAAGGACGAGAUGGGCUUCCAGGGUUUCGUCAUGAGCGACUGGCUUGCCCAGCGCUCCGGGGUGGCCUCGGCCCUGGCGGGUCUGGACAUGACCAUGCCCGGCGAUGGCGCGAAGUGGGCCAGCGGAGAGUCGUUUUGGGGACCCGAGCUGAGCAGGGCGGUCCUGAACGGCAGCGUCCCCGUCGAUCGCCUGAACGACAUGGUCACCCGAAUCGUUGCGGCCUGGUACCAGCUGGGGCAGGACGACGAGACCAAGUUCCCGCGCCAGCCGCCCAACUUCUCGUCCUGGACCGAUGACCGCACCGGCGUCCUGGCGCCCGGGAGCCCGAGCCCGCAGGAGAAGGUCGUGGUCAACCAGUUCGUGGACGUGAAGGCGAACCACUCCGUCAUCGCCCGCGAAGUGGCCGUCCAGGGCACGGUGCUGCUCAAGAAUGAGGGAUUGCUGCCUAUUAGCCGCACUGGCCUAGACGAGGCGGAACUCGAGGCGAGACGUGGCGCUGCUGCGAGAGCGACAGGAAGAAGACGCACCGGAAAGUUCAGCGUUGGCGUGUUUGGGGACGACGCUGGGCCCGGGAAAGGACCCAACUACUGCAAGGAUCGUGCUUGUAACCAAGGCACGCUGGCUUCGGGCUGGGGUUCCGGGGCCGUCGAGUUCCCUUAUUUAGUAUCGCCCAUUGAUGCGCUCCGCAAGGAGUUCGACAGCUCCAAAGUCGAGCUGCACGAGCAUCUGACAGAUAAGCCAUCCUUCGCCGGCAAGGACGCGGCGGUCCUUGAAGACCUGGAACUCUGCAUCGUCUUCGUGAACGCCGACGCGGGCGAGGGAUUCGUCCGGUGGGAGGACGUCAAGGGAGAUCGGCCGAACCUAAACCUCCAGAAAGGCGGCGACGACCUCAUUGUCAACGUAGCAUCCAAGUGCGGUUCUGGCUCCGGCGACGUCAUUGUUGUCGUCCAUGCGGUAGGGCCGGUGCUGAUGGAGAAGUGGAUCGAGCUGCCCAACAUCAAAGCUGUUCUCUUCGCCAACCUCCCCGGCCAAGAAUCUGGAAAUGCGCUUGCCGACGUCCUCUUCGGCAAGGCCAAUCCGUCAGGCCAUCUGCCCUUCACCAUUGGCAAAUCCCCGGAGGAUUACGGUCCUGGCGGCAAGGUCAUGUACCUGCCAAACGGCGUCGUUCCCCAGCAGGAUUUCUCGGAGGGUCUGUACGUGGACUACCGCUACUUUGACAAGAAGGAUAUCGAGCCCCGGUUCGAGUUCGGCUUCGGCCUCAGUUACACCACCUUCAACCUGAGCAACCUUCGCGUCACGUCGCACAAGAACAAGUCGGCCCUGCCGGCAGCCCGGCCGAGCCCCGCCGCGCAACCACCAAGCUACCCGACCGCCAUCCCGCCCAAGGACGAAGCCAUGUUCCCCCCGGGGUUCCGCGCGCUGGAGAAGUAUAUUUACCCGUAUCUCGAGUCGGUGGAUGACAUCGAGGUCGGAGACUACCCGUAUCCCGACGGCUACGACACGGAGCAGCCCCUGAGCGGCGCCGGGGGCGAUGAGGGCGGCAACCCUGACUUGUGGGCGACCUACGUGACUGUCUCGGCGGACGUCAAGAACGAUGGCCCCGUGGCCGGCGCCGUGGUGCCGCAGCUAUAUCUAGAGUAUCCCGCCAAGGAGGGGGUGGAUUUCCCCGUCCGGGUGCUCCGGGGAUUCGACAAGUUCUAUCUCGAACCGGGCGAGACGCACGCCGCUCGUUUUAACCUGACGAGGAGGGAUCUGAGUUACUGGGAUGUCGUGGAGCAGAAUUGGGUCAUGGUCACGGAGGGAGAGUACAAGUUUCGGGUCGGCUUCAGUUCGAGGGAUUUGCCUUUGACGGGCACCUGGUGA